AUGGUUAAGUACUGGUCGAGUAAAGGUCGAGUACAAGUUCAGACUGUUAAGUAUGGUCCAGACUACAGUCGAGUACUAUCGAACAUUCUACCACGUGACUGCAGUGAUCUUCCAAUAGGAAGCCAAUCAGGAGUUUAUACUAUAAACCCAAAAAACAAGACGUUUGAUGUUUACUGUGAUAUGGAUACAGCAGGAUUUGGUUGGACUGUUUUCCAGAACAGAAUUAAUGGAACUGUCGAUUUUAACAAAGGAUGGUGUGAUUAUGAAAUUGGUUUUGGAAACUUGGAGUUUUGGUUGGUAAAUAAAUUCAUUAAUCUUCUGACGUCAUCCGGAAACUACAAACUUUACAUUCACCUUAAAGAUUUUGACGGGAAUUCGAGAUAUGCAGAGUAUAACGAAUUUAUUGUCGGUGAUGCCUCAACACACUAUACUUUGAAAAUAGAUGGAUUUAGCGGAAAUGCAGGAAAUAGCAUGAUGGUUGCUGGUUAUACAACCAACAGCAUGAUGUUUUCUACCUCAGACAAGGAUAACGACAAAAGUAGCACAUCAUGCGCAUUCCGGUAUAGCAGUGGAUGGUGGUUUAAUGCUUGUUUCACAUCCAAUUUGAAUGGGGCAUAUUUACAAGUCAGUGAUGUUGUCUCACCUGCAGCCUCUGGAAUCAAUUGGUUAACAAUUACAGGAAAUCAUAAAUCGCUGAAGUCGACUACAAUGAUGAUAAAACAAAAAUAA
Molecule: messenger RNA, 729 nt
Organism: Mytilus trossulus (common blue mussel)
Lineage: Eukaryota; Metazoa; Mollusca; Bivalvia; Mytilida; Mytilidae
Product: fibrinogen-like protein 1
Exons: 5
Coding region: 1-729 (242 amino acids)
Source: RefSeq, a predicted model, not a curated record